Cyclocybe aegerita is the source of this 492-nucleotide messenger RNA. NCBI's taxonomy places the organism in Eukaryota, Fungi, Basidiomycota, Agaricomycetes, Agaricales, Hemipholiotaceae. The record is from the annotation of a GenBank genome assembly.
AUGGCCAUGUACUGCUCGCGUGAGUGUCAGAAGAAGGACUGGCCAGGGCACAAACUAUCAUGCAAAGAAGCGACCUCACCGAUCCCGCGGCUCCUGUCUGGCUUAAUGGCAAACCCAGUGCUUAUUCUUGACCUCCAUACGGCCCUCGCGAUCAUGUUCAACAUCGCGACUAUCCCGGCCAAUCCCCCUCCCCCAUUCCGUCCAGAGGACAAAGUCGACCAAAAGGCCGAGGCUAAGGCCUUCGCCCUCGCGCUCAAAGACGCACGACCGAACCCAGGAAACUGGGAUGAGGUGCCCUUCAUCGCACAGUGCACGGUGGACCUCGAGCCCUGUGACUAUAACGAUGUGAGUAGGGUGCUCUCCGGCGAGGUGACCGAUGUGCAGUGCGCGACCAUCGAAGGGAGGUUGCAUCUCAGGGAUUUGUGCCCAUCUGAGUUCUCUGCGCCUCCGAUCCCCAUUGCAUCGGUAUCGCGCCCGCGAUCCGAGGAGUAG